This is a messenger RNA of Penicillium subrubescens, 3263 nucleotides long. RefSeq names its product putative TBC domain protein. Lineage: Eukaryota; Fungi; Ascomycota; Eurotiomycetes; Eurotiales; Aspergillaceae. The record is from RefSeq and is a predicted model, not a curated record. The transcript has 2 exons. Gene Ontology annotation, biological process: activation of GTPase activity. Gene Ontology annotation, molecular function: GTPase activator activity. The coding region runs from base 524 to 2821 and encodes 765 amino acids.
CCCAAAUCCUCACACUCCUUUUUUUCUUGUUUUGUCGUUUUUUUUUUUUUUUUUCCUCUCAAGACCUUCAUUCAAUCCUACACCCUUCGUUUCCGAACUCCCAAUUCUAAACCCCUCCUCCUCCCUUUCCUCUACCCCCUUUGGCGGCCCCCGAUGCUCACCCCAUAAUCGCGGCCUCCUGAUCCUCUUUUUUUUACCCACCUUUCGCUCCGAACUCCUGAUCUGGUUUUUAUCAGGCCGCACGGCUGAGCCUGCACUUUCACUUCUUUGACGUUGAUCGGUUGUUUAUUCUCUCUGUGUUUACUUUCGUUUUCGGAAAUCGCCUGCAUCUUGCAUCCUGCAUCCCUCGCCCCGGCCGACAGUGAACGCCCCCGGAGACCCUACAAUCCGAGCCUUGCGUGUAGUUCUCCAACAGCCGCCCCUUUCGCUAACACCAGCGACGAUUUUUACCCAUCUUGUGUUUGUUUCGGAUUGUCGAUAAUUGUGGAGGACCACCGUGCUUGAACGCCCAAUACAUGAGAUCAUGACCACCGUCUGCCCAACUCCGAAUUCCCCGCCCGAGCUGUCCGGGUCCAAAUCCUCCAAGUCGUCCUCGUUCCAUUCCUCCUCGCAAAUCGAUGGUCCCGAUAGCGUGUUCACCGACAUCGGGAACUUUGAGGACAUUGGUCUUGAAGAUGACGCGGAAUUGUCAAUUGUCGAUCAACCGACCCCUUAUGGCCGCGGCCUGACAUCCCGGUCGCCCGCCGCCAGAUUGCCAAACGGUCUGCCUUACAAGAGCCCUGCAGCGACAACGCGAGACUUGACUGCGACCCCGAAGCCGCGGAAGCGCAGUCCCCUACCGCCGAUUCACAGCCAGUUCAAUGGAUCGGGACGGACCCCGCAAUCCGCAGGUUCUUUGUCGGCACGGUCCGGCAACAGAAGAGACUCGGGGAGUACGAAUUACUCGGGUGGCUUGACGCCUUCACAACCUCGCCGGUCACGGUCGACAUCUCCCCUGCGACCAACGUCCAGCCGGUCAGCCUCCAGCACCAGUUUGGCUCUCUCGCCGCUCUCUGCACGAACCCCUGUACCGAAACAAACGUGGCAACCGAACCGCAAAUCCUUGAAGGAUCUGGAGGAAGAAUACCACGACUCUGAUGACGAAUUACCCGACGAUGCCAGCUUGUGGAACAUUCCAAUUUCCCCGCGUCCCGUUCAAGAUCGCCCCCAGUCGCGAGCCGCAAGCCCGAACGGCUGUAGUCCCGGUCGUCGGCCUUUGCCGAUCUCGCACACCACAUCUGAUACGUCGGUCAACCAGGACCAUUCGUCGCAAUCAGCCUCACGUGCGGCACGCAUGAAACGAACACAACGGUCUAGUUCUGCAGGACCUGAACGAGGCCAAAUUUCCCCGCGCAACCCCCGCGCCUAUUCGUACAACAGUUAUCUGUCCGAUCUGUCAGAAGAAGCUAGGAUCAUCACCGAGGCGCUGGAACACCACGCGGAUGAAAGCGAGCGCAAGCAUGAAGAUGCCGUGCAGAACGGACUUUCCUCGCGAAAGUCGAGUUCUGAUUCCCCACGCACAUCCGAUGCCAUUGAAUUACCGCCCUUGCAGAAGUCUAACAUUAUGAUCGACCCGCUACCCAUUAGCAAAGAGAAGGAGAAGGUUCUUACACGGACGCGCCCUAGCUGGCUGCCGCCCAAGGAUCAAAAGGAGGAGAAGAAGCAUCUGAGAGAGUACAAGCAGAUGAUGGCGCAAUCGAAGGAAGCUGAGAAGCGCAAAGCGGCUCGAGCUGCUUCUGAACAAUGUGAAAAGGACACCACCCGCGCAACGCUUCAGAACAUCUGGGAUGACUAUGUGAACCCCCACUGGGAGAGUGCGCUGCGUGAACCUCGCAUCCGAGAACUCUGGUGGCGUGGAAUCCCACCUCGUAGUCGGGGAGCCAUGUGGAAACGUGCGAUUGGUAACGAGCUUUCGCUUACCGAGGAGACAUUCACCAAAGCCUUGCAAAGAGCCAAGGAUCUGCGGUCCAAGACCAAUGCAGAGCCAGGAGAAAACAAUAAGCGUAUGCUCGAAUGCUUCGAGGCAAUCGAUGCAGAUGUAUCGAAAGCAUUCCCCGACUUGAACCUGUUCCAGGAGGGCGGGCCAUUGCGGAAUACGCUUAUAGAUCUCUUGCAAGCAUACUGCAUGUACCGCAGCGAUGUGGGCUACAUUCAUGGUCUGCACACCAUCGCCGCACUCAUCGUCCUUCAAUUCCCAACACCCAGCUCUGCUUUCCUCGCCAUGGCCAAUGCCCUCAAUCGCCCUCUCCCAGUUGCCUUCCUGACCUGGGACCGUGGUGCCAUGGCCCGCACGUAUUCCCUCGCUUCUGAAACAUUACUCUACAAGUUCCCUCGCCUGUACACUCAUCUCGAGGAGACCCUCAAGCUGUCUGGGGAGGAAAUCUGGGAGCCGAUCUUCCGCUCUCUCCUCACGAACGGCCUCGAUCUGGAACGCAUCUCCCGCGUGUGGGACUGCUGGGUCUUUGAAGGUGACCGAAUCAUGAUUCGCUCCGCCGUCGCAAUCCUUGGCUGUCUCCAGGCGCAACUCCUGUCCUUCAACCAGCCAGACGACCAAUCUCGCCUGGCUGUGCGCAACAUUCUGGGCUGGGGUCCUCGUCAUUCCGGUGCCAGCGCUCAAAAGCCAAAGGAACGACACAGCGCGCCUGCGGCAGCUGGGUUCGGUGGCCAGGUCGCGAAUCCCGGUGUGGCUGAUCAUUGGAUCUUGACCGCUGCCGGCAACGAGGAUGGGUUCAUGACCGCCGUGCGGGAGGCUGGAAAGGUGCGGCAACAGCAACAGCAAUAGCCUUGGUGGCCAUUUGGUUGUGAGCGUGCUUUUGCUCUGAAGUAUCUUGUUAAUCUCACUGCCUACUCUCGUUCCAUAUCGUUGGGCGUCGCGACUCCUGUCUUUUCACUCGCUCCGCCAGGGAGUUCGCAUACCACAAACGGCCGUCUCAUACGGCCUCGACUAACGACGACGGUGACUCGAACAGCGUCUCUUUAUUACGCCUUGUCUAUUACUGACUCCCUUUUUUUACACUUUUUCACAUCAUACACACUACCCAUUCGCUCGCUGGUUUUUUUUACCCUGCCAUGCCUCUGCUAGUUGCCUGGCUUGUCUUGUCUGUCUGUAUUUGGCCUUUCCCCCCUUUUUCUUUGUUCUUGUUUCCUCUUACUCUUUUCUACACUUGUAUUUUUAUUACUCUACAUGGCCUUGGAUGCAUCCCGUCUAUUGAGAGUACAGUACU